AAGUUAAUUCAUAACUGUAUCAUACUCAUCCCUAUAAAAUUUUAACUAUAUUUAACGCAUGAUUUGCUGUAAUGGGCGCCCGCCGAUCUGAUUCCGAUGCCCGGAAGCGGUGUCCCAGAGCAUGUGAUGUAUGCAAGCGACGCAAAGAGAGAUGUGAUGGCUCACAACCUUGCGCGAGAUGCUGUGAGCGUGGUGUAAGCGCAACGUGCCGCUUCGAUACUGAGCAUGGAGGACCGCGGCGAAGAAAGACUCGCCUGGGCACUUCGUCGGUGGCAAGCGUGGAAUCUACAAUGUCACCAACUGCGAAGCAAGCAAUGGUUAAUGCUGCUGCGUCAGACAGGCGGUCUGUUGCUUCGCCAGAGGAGCAGCAAACAGAGUCGCCCAACAGUAUCAGUGUGGAUCAUUCCCGAUUGAUUAGAGACGGGCGAGGUCGGUUCAUGUUUAUUGGUGAUUCGGCAAACUUGUCCUUCUUGCAUAACAUUCGUUGUGUUAUUAGCGACAGUCAGGGCCCAAGUCCGUUUGUCGAUGAUCCGUUCCGAUCUUGCAUGGUAGAAGCUACGCCAGACGACAAUGCGAAGAGAUUUGAUAUGAAAAAUGAUGGUCAACCGCCAGUAUUAUGUGAGGCAGAGGCCGAGAGGUUUAUUAGGCAGUUUUACGUUGUCACGGAUGGACUGUUGGAUCUCUUUGAUGAGUGUGAGCUACUGACCCAUCUACCUCUUGUAUUGAGAGAGCCUACCUCGGUAUCGUUCUUGACCAGAGCUAUUGUGUACUUGGUUAUUGCUAUCGGCGCACAAUGUACUGAAGCAGAUCAUGGCCCAACUGCAGAUGCUUUCUUCGGAUCCGGACGCUACCUCACCGCGCAAUACCUGAUGGAGGACGCCAGCAUCCAGACAACGCAACUCUAUCUGCUAAUCACAGUGUAUCUCUUAUACGCUUGCCGUCGCAAUGCUGCGUUCAUAUGCCUUGGUCAUGCCACAAGAUCAGCAUACUCUCUUGGUGUACACCGGAAAUCGGUAUCCGACUUAUUCCCAUCACAGGAAAAGACUACUCGCGAGAGGCUCUGGACGAGCAUUCGAGCUGUUGAUUUAUUUACUAGCGCCUCUCUCGGUCGUCCUCCGUCGACUGUGGAAACCAGGCCUGCGAAUGGAACAGAUCGGUGCUCUGUGCCAAAUGACUUGUAUGGCAUUCUCGAGACCAUUCUAAGUGACGUAUACGGCAAUCGCAAGAUUACUACAGACAUGCUGGCUAAGAUCGGCUCUCGACAGCGUGAAUGGUCAGCGAAAUUUGGUCAAAUUGGCGGCGUGUCGAAGUCUUUCAUGAGUGAUGCGGAGGAUCCGGAUCUUGGAAGCAUGCACAUUAAACAAACAUAUUACUGGACGAUAACGCUUCUUACACGGCCAUUUCUAGUGGACAGAGUCUCUGCCCAUGCCCAAAAGAUCAAAUCGUCCCUCAGCGAACAAGUUCAGCCUUGUGCUCUGGUCGACCCUUCCAAGACUCUGGUACAUGCUUGUGUCGAUUCUGCCAUCAAGACAGUAAGCCUUCUAGAGCCGAUUUUGACCAUGUUGGAGGUUCCGCGGCAUCUGCCUCUGUUGAUCAACGCUGCUUUCCACUCUGCCUUGAUUCUUGGCUUUUCUUACUUUGGGGAUCUGUAUCAGGUGUUUCCUCUCGACCGCAGCCUGAAAACAGCACUCGAGAUAUUGUUGAGAUUUCCCAAUGACUCGGUCGCUGUGCGAAAUGCAGCUAUUAUCCGAUACUUGAGGCAUGCCUGUGAGGCUUACUAUGAGAGACGGCAGGCCGCAAGCAUGACGGUAGAGAGCGAGGCCAUCAGUCAUUUAUUUGGCCAAAUCCACGACCUAUCGAGCGCUAGCGGUACGAGUACUGAAAUGGACACUUGCAACUCAGCGUCAGACAAACCUGGUACAUUUUCUACUCUUGGAUACCAAGAUGGCCCGACUGUUGAUGCAGGAGUAUAUGAUGUAGCAGCUACUAGUCAAGGAGAUGGACAGAGUCGGCAAGAUAUUUUGAUGAGAUUGUUUGGGGGCACUGAUUUGGACCUGAAUUUCCCCGAUACACCGCAGCCGACUUGGCUAGACGCAGAGAACGAUUUGACGUCGCUGUAUGCGGUGAUUGAUAUGACGGAUCCAAGUAUAUUGUCAAUGGGGUCCUGAGUUUGUUGUAUAAUUACGCUCUACAGGUAAAGAAUUCGUCUCUAAAUACACUAACCUAAUCCU
[Torrubiella] hemipterigena is the source of this 2231-nucleotide messenger RNA. NCBI's taxonomy places the organism in Eukaryota, Fungi, Ascomycota, Sordariomycetes, Hypocreales, Clavicipitaceae. The record is from the annotation of a GenBank genome assembly.